GAGAGAGAGAGAGAGAGAGAGAGAGAGAGAGAGAGAGAGAGAGAGAGAGAGAGAGAGAGAGAGAGAGUUAAAGUUCUAGAGGGGGUGGAGGAUGGAUGCAUUUGCACAAAGCGACAGCCUCCGCGGAUGAAGCAGGAAUGCUUGAGCACUGACAUCAGCUCAGAUAAGACGGAGGAGGUGGAGGAGGGGAGCCUGAGGGCUGCCGGUGGUCUCCCCUGAAAAAAAAACAAAAACAAAACCAAACAGCAGUGGACGCGUGCCGCUUUGCCUCCGAUUGAAGCUACUUUCAUGCGUGACAAACUUUUUUUUUGGCAGGGGGAGGAUUGAUUGGUUCCUGGGAGAGCCCAGAGUGGAGACUUUGUAGUGCUUGGAGGGAAGGAUGUUGCUGGACAAGGAGGACAGUGUGUCCCUGGUGUCCCUCCAGUCCAGAGAGAAGGCUCGAGCCUGUGCCGGGUGCAACGGGAAGAUCAGGGACCGCUUCAUGCUCCAGGCGCUGGACCGCUACUGGCACGAGGACUGUCUCAAGUGUGCCUGCUGCGACUGCCGGCUGGGCCGGGUGGGCUCCACCCUCUACACCCGAGCAAACCUCAUCCUCUGCCGUCGGGACUACCUUCGGCUCUUUGGCGUGACGGGGAAAUGCGCCGCCUGCACUAAACUGAUCCCCGCCUUCGAGAUGGUGAUGAGGGCGCGGGACAACGUUUACCACUUGGACUGUUUCGCCUGCCAGCUCUGCCGCCAUAGAUUUUGCGUGGGCGACCGCUUCUUCCUGAAGAACAACAUGAUCCUGUGCCAGUUGGAUUACGAAGGAGGCAAUCUUAAUGGCGAGGCACAGAGCCUGUCGCAGUGACAGGUGAAGAGGAGGACCAGUGAGAAGCAUUUUGGACCUUCUCUCUCCAGCUUGUUGUCGAACUGUUUGGAGGUCAAAAAUUUGGAAAAUGACAACACACAGACACAAUCUAAAGGAGCAAGCACUUAAAGGACAGAUCUCCAGCUUUGCGAGUCCAGUGUGGACAUGUUACAAACUUCUCCUCUAUUACUUCAUGUGCUUUUUUUUUUAAAAUAAAAAAUAUUUAAUGGCGAACUCUCACGCAAGGAGUAUCACACAAACGGACUGAAGGACAGUUUCUUCCUCAUUGCGACCAAAGACACUUUUACGUGUGCUUUUUGUUGUUGUUGUUGUUUGUUUUGGUUUUCUUCUCAACUGAAUGAACAACAUCAAUAUUGUUUAA
Molecule: messenger RNA, 1229 nt
Organism: Hippocampus zosterae (dwarf seahorse)
Lineage: Eukaryota; Metazoa; Chordata; Actinopteri; Syngnathiformes; Syngnathidae
Product: rhombotin-1-like
Exons: 5
Coding region: 380-847 (155 amino acids)
Biological process (GO): positive regulation of transcription by RNA polymerase II
Cellular component (GO): nucleus
Molecular function (GO): DNA-binding transcription factor binding; transcription coactivator activity
Source: RefSeq, a predicted model, not a curated record